Messenger RNA from Castor canadensis (American beaver), 1062 nucleotides. NCBI's taxonomy places the organism in Eukaryota, Metazoa, Chordata, Mammalia, Rodentia, Castoridae. The record is from RefSeq and is a predicted model, not a curated record.
AUGGUAAUACACACAUCUCCACAUAUGUUCCACCGCAAAUGUGAAUUAUCGACGUUGUGUGAUGGUGGAGAACUCAGAGACCAUAUUUUGCUGCCCACCUCCAUUUGCCCCAUCACCCGGGAUAGGCAAAGUGGAAAGUCUGAUAGCAGCGUGGUGGCCAAGGGAGAACUUGUAAUGCAGUACAAGAUCAUCCCCACCCCAGGUACCCACCCCCUGCUGGUCUUGGUGAACCCUAAGAGUGGAGGGAGACAAGGAGAAAGAAUUCUUCGGAAAUUCCACUACCUGCUCAACCCCAAACAAGUUUUCAACCUGGACAAUGGGGGACCUACUCCAGGACUGAACUUUUUCCGUGAUACCCCAGACUUCCGUGUUCUAGCCUGCGGAGGAGAUGGGACAGUUGGCUGGAUUUUGGAUUGCAUUGAUAAGGCCAGCUUUGCAAAGCAUCCACCAGUGGCUGUCCUGCCUCUUGGAACAGGAAAUGACCUGGCCCGAUGUCUGCGCUGGGGAGGAGGUUAUGAAGGGGGAAGCUUGACAAAAAUCCUGAAGGACAUUGAGCAGAGCCCCUUGGUGAUGCUGGACCGUUGGUAUCUGGAAGUCAUCCCCAGAGAGGAGGUGGAGAAUGGAGACCAGGUUCCAUACAGUAUCAUGAACAACUAUUUCUCCAUCGGCGUGGACGCUUCUAUUGCGCACAGAUUCCACCUGAUGAGAGAAAAACACCCUGAAAAGUUCAACAGCAGGCCCGGGCCUCCCCGUCCGGUUCUCGGCCGGACCGUCGCAUUGCUGGAAGGAGGGUUUCCAUUUCCAAGGCCCCGGGGGGAGGGGGAAUGUCCCCUCGGGGAGGAUCCGCGCAGAGGGAGGAUUGGGAGCGUCUUCGGCCUUGGGGGCUCGGCGGCUUCCCUCAAAUGCACAGCUUCUCCACCCCCAGCCCCCGCCGCGUCUCUUCUGCGGAUGGACAGGGAGGGUACGAGGGGCUCAGCUUCUCCCAGUCCCAAACGGGAGGAGGCGACAGCCCUGGGAUUUGGGCCAGGAGGAUCCGGAGGGCGUCGCCACUGCCUUCCAUGA